GUAGGCUAGUGGACGCGCGAAAGAAUUUCCUUAAUCGGCCGUUUUUGAGGUUACAUUUUCCGUGUUGAGCGUGAACCUGAGGCUACUGAACUAUGGUCGGCUAGAGUUUGAUUAUUCGGUUCUCGGCGAGUCGGAUGAAAAAAAAUUACACGAAUUUUUCGUUGGCCCGGGUGGUGAUUCGACAGUGCGUCAGUCAGCACCCGGCCGCCGUGGCGUGAACACCUCGCCUGCUCAGUUGCAGUCGCGACCCCGAGUUGUGCUAACAAUCCAUAGUACAAAGCUAACGUACAAAUUUUUUGCAGUGACGUGAAUUUUAUAAAUUAAAAAAAAAAGUGACAGUGCCUUUAAAAAGUGGAAGUGCCAGGAUUAUUGUCUCUGGAUGAACGGAACGGUGACUGGUUUUAAAAUUGGAAGAGUUCGACAUUGUUGAAAUAAAAUACAGUGACCGGGAACAAGACCAAGAAAUUAAAUACAAUAAAACAAAACAGUGCCUUAAUGUAGAAAACAUAUUAAAGAAGAAAGAAGAGAUUAAAAAAAACACCACGGAGACAAAAUGCCAAAAAACUUACUGCUCUUCAAAAAGUUAAUACCGGAGCUGAAUUUUGCAAAGAGAAACCUCACUUCCCCGUUGGGUCGAAAUAUAUUUAUCAGCUAAAAAAGGUGCUUAAAAAACAAAAGUACUUCAAAUCAUCAACAUAGUUGAAAACAGUUAACGUGCCAUAAGUCAAAAACAGUUUAUGGUAAUUUAAAAACAAAACAGAGUUGCCUUACGACAAAGUCGACUUUUCAAAAAAGGAACAGCAAAUUAGAAAAACCAAACCAGACAACAACAACAAAAAAACAGUGAUACUAGUGAUUAAAAAACCAAACGAAAUGCGAAUCCAAUUCGCGGUGCGCACACAAAAAUACUUACCGAAAAUAACGUAAAAACUUUUUUCACCUCCAAAAAAAGAGAAAGAAAAAACUUUCGCGGCAAUGAACAACAAUCAAUUCUGUGACUUAUUCGGCUCGCAAUGGCCGCCGGACCCUAACGGCGGGCACUCGUCCUCCACCAUGAUGCACCCCCACACGCCGCCGCUUCCCCAGGGGAUGCAGCUGAAGCGGGAGCCCCAUGAUGUGAACAUGCACUGCUCCCAGGGCAUGGGCAUGGGCAUGCAGGACAUCACAUCAGGGUCCGUCGCUGACAGCACGUCUCCGCCGCCCGGCAGCAGUGAUGGAAUGUUCGGAUCUUCCAUCUCUGGAAUGUUUAUGGACAAAAAAGCGGCUAAUUCUAUACGAGCCCAAAUCGAGAUAAUCCCGUGUAAAGUAUGCGGCGACAAGUCCUCGGGGGUGCACUACGGCGUCAUCACUUGCGAGGGCUGCAAGGGCUUCUUCCGACGCAGCCAGAGUACAGUGGUGAACUACCAGUGUCCGCGCAACAAGGCCUGCGUGGUGGACCGAGUGAACCGCAACCGAUGCCAGUACUGCCGCCUGCAGAAGUGCCUGAAGCUGGGCAUGAGUCGUGAUGCUGUAAAAUUCGGCCGCAUGUCGAAGAAACAGCGUGAGAAGGUGGAGGAGGAGGUGAAGUAUCAUCAGGCGCAGAUUCGAGCCCAAACCGAUGCUGUCCCGGAUUCGGUGUUCGACGCCCAAUGCCAGACGCCAAGCUCCAGCGAUCAGUAUCAUUACAACUACUCCAACUACGCGUCACCGUUCACCUACAACAACGCAGGCCCGACCCUCCCCUCCGCCAUGGGGGGCAUGACUCAGCAGAACGCUCAGCAGACGUACGACGUGUCUGCCGACUUCGUGGUGGACUCCACCACGGCUUACGAGCCUAAACCGACCGGGUUUCUGGAUAACAACUUCAUUGGCCACGAUGAGCAACCGAAAGGCCAGACCCCCGUGGUCCGAUCCACCGGGUCCACUUCGACUUCUACCAACACCACGACUACUCUCCGACAAACCACCGCCACCGAAGUACCCCGACGAAUCCAGGAAUUCGACCGCUAUGAAGAGCGAAUACAGUCACCACCAACUAUAUCCAGUGGCGUCAUCAGCAUCAAGCAGGAGAUCAAACCCGAGACCUCAAUGGGGGUAGACAAUCUAGUAGCCAGCUACGUCGACUCGACAACCUUCCUGCACAGUCCGUCGAACAUCCAGCACAGCCCUAUGGAUAUACAUACGUCAGUGCUCGUCAGUGGUCAGAGUUCAGUGUCUCUGACGAGCGAGGAGUUGAGUCCUGAUGACCUGACGUCUAGCAGCGGCCACAGCCGGUUCGACCCACUCAACAUGAACUGCUCUGGGAUGGGCAUGGUCAACCCUAAUGCCGUCUCCACGCGGCGCCACCAGGGGUCGUCCUGCCACAGUGGCUCCAGUAGCGACGACAUGCCCUCCGAAGGUGACAUCAGCAAGGUUCUGGUGAAGAGCCUGGCCGAGGCCCACGCCAACACAAACCCGAAGCUCGAGUACAUUCACGAGAUGUUCAGGAAACCACCAGAUGUGUCCAAGCUUCUCAGCUACACGUCCAUGUCGUACGAGGAGACCUGGCUCGACUGCGCGGACAAGCUCACCAGCAUGAUCCAGAACAUCAUCGAGUUUGCCAAACUCAUCCCCGGCUUCAUGAAGCUCAGCCAGGACGACCAGAUCUUGCUGCUUAAGUCUGGUUCGUUCGAGCUGGCUAUAGUGCGCAUGUCCCGCCUGAUCGACGUGCAGCGCGACCAGGUGCUGUACGGAGACGUGGUGCUGCCCAUCAGGGAGUGCGUCAGAGCGCGCCACCCGAGCGACAUGACGCUGGUGAUGUCCAUCUUCGAGGCGGCCAAGUCCAUCGCGCGGCUGAAGCUCACCGAGACCGAGCUGGCGCUGUACCAGAGCCUGGUGCUGCUGUGGCCAGAGCGACACGGCGUGCGCGGCAACCACGAGAUCACGUGUCUGUACAACAUGUCGCUGGCUGCCAUGCAGCAGGAGAUCGAGGCCAACCACGCGCCCAUCAAGGGGGACGUCACCGUGCUCGACACGCUCAUGGCCAAGAUACCUACGUUCAGAGACCUGUCCUUGAUGCACCUGGAGGCUCUCUGCCGGUUCAAGGCUCUUCACCCGAAUCAUCAGUUCCCGGCUCUGUACAAGGAACUCUUCUCUUUAGACAACGUCCUAGACUUCACUCACGGAUAAGACAUGGAAAAGACAUAUUUAUUUCCAUAAAAAAACACAGGACGAUUAUUUUUCUCGUGUCGUUCGAUCUCAUUUUGCCCGAGAGCUGGCAACAUUGAGUGUGGACUGCAAACUUUAAUUUUCGUAAGACUUUUUCGUGCUGGCCGUUUCGUUUAAACUUUUUGUUUCAUUAUUUAAAAAUGGAACGUUGUUUUUGAACGGCCGGCCUCCUGUGAUGUUGCAGACAUCGCUCGCGUAUUGUUAUACUAUUUAUAAUUGUAUGUAUGUACUUUGAGACUGUUAAAUAAUAUUUACGUAUAGUGCGUACGUACAAUGUUAUCAAAUUUUAUUUAAUUCGCAAAUUUAUCGUAGUGUUCAGGGCGAUGUCUGCUAUCUCACUUAAGUUUAAUAAAAGUGUAUUUCGUAUAAUUCGUUAUUAAUUGUAUUUAACACACGUAGAAUACUUGGGAAGCGUUUAACAUCUUGUCUUGUCUAUGGUUAAAAAAACUCUAUACAAAUACAUAAUUUCGCCGUCUUUCGUGCAGUUUUGUUGUGUAUUUUUAUACAGUGAAAGGUAAAAUAUAUGUGUACCUAUACUAACGUAAAAUGUAAAGUACAUAAAAAUGUAUGCGGAGGAAAAGAAUAAUAAUUAUUAUAUUAAAGCUAUUAUAAUAGAAAUAGAGUUUUUAAUAAGAAAUAAAGAGAGUUAUUCUAGCAAAAUAAUGAUCACACAAUAAAUUUUUUGACGUUUACGAAAUGUUUAAUUGAUGUAGUUUUUUUUAAUUAUUUUUAACAGUUUUUUUAAUGAAAGAGAAAUGUAACUUGUUAUUUAUUUCAAAUGAUUAUUAUUAUUGAUGUUUUUCUCUUGAAUGUAGUUUUCGGUUAAGUUGUAACUAUAGGAUACACAAUACUGCCCACUUUUGUAUUUUAAUUUUUCGUUUUUUAACGAAAUUAAGAAAGUGUAAUAUUCAGAAAAAGCUGUAAGUUAAUCUAAACAUAAGUUAAAGUGACGUAUUAUUUUAUAAUGUUUUGAACAACACUCGAACAUUACUAUUCGGUAAUUCUGUUUUUUUCAAUGAAAAUAGUUGAACAAAAAUAGUUCGUAAAUAUUUUAUUAGCAGGCAAUUUUGAUGCAAUGAUUUUUUACAUGUAUUUUUUCAGUAAUUGAUCUCAAAUAUUAUUGUUUUUGACACUAUGUUUUUUUUUAUUUGGUGCCAUGGUCUCAUUUUAAAAUCUGAAUCUAUUAUUUUCUUACAUAAUAACGCAAUCACGCGCAUAAUAAAUAAAAUGUUGCAUGUUAAAACUGCUUAAAAAAGUACAAUGAGUUUUUAGACUUUUACAAUACGUAAUUUUAAUUUUUAAAGGAUUUCUUCUAACUGUUUUAGUCACUACUGACAUAAAUAGAACUUUAUAGAGCUUUUAUUGCUUUUUUUAAUUUAUAAAUUGCCUGCUAAACAUAAAAUAUCAUCUACAUAGAUGACAUAAUUCAUCAUUUUUCUAACACUACGCUAAGUUUGUCGACUAGCCUUUUACUAUAGACUGGUUUAUAAUUAAAUAUAAUAAAAAGUAUAAAUCUUAACUUGUAUUUGUAAAUAGCUAUUAAUCGUAUGUAUUUUAUAUUAAAUAUCAUAAGGUUCGAUGGGUUAAUUUUUAAUUUUACAUUCUGAAAAACAAACUAUUUUCCACUGUGUAUUACGAUUAUCGGACGGCAGGUGAAAAUAUUGUUUUUUUCUUUCUAUAUAUUAUAUAUUUUUUGUUAAAUAAAGCAAUCUGUUAUUGUCUA
Molecule: messenger RNA, 4909 nt
Organism: Plutella xylostella (diamondback moth)
Lineage: Eukaryota; Metazoa; Arthropoda; Insecta; Lepidoptera; Plutellidae
Source: RefSeq, a predicted model, not a curated record